Rhinocladiella mackenziei CBS 650.93 is the source of this 1353-nucleotide messenger RNA. RefSeq lists its product as uncharacterized. NCBI's taxonomy places the organism in Eukaryota, Fungi, Ascomycota, Eurotiomycetes, Chaetothyriales, Herpotrichiellaceae. The transcript has a single exon. Gene Ontology annotation, molecular function: DNA binding. Bases 1 to 1353 code for a protein of 450 amino acids. The record is from RefSeq and is a predicted model, not a curated record.
AUGUCUUCUGGCGGAGCGGCGCUCCAGCCCACCUUCCAAGGCCAUGUGGCGACGACGCAAGAUGCCCUCAUCUUGUUCGAGGCCUGCUUGCAAGGCCAUCUUUCACAUGUCCCCCGGAGACCGCAUGAUCGAGAACGAAGCACCCUCAUCAGAAGCGGUUCAAUCUUCAUCUACGAGGAAAACGCGUCCGGAAUCAAGAGAUGGACCGAUGGCGUUACCUGGAGUCCCAGUCGCAUCCUCGGAAACUUCCUAGUCUACCGUGAGCUCGACAAGCCAUUUCCACCGGGGGAGAAGAAGCGGGCAAUGAAGAAGCAGCAAAGGCGGCCGAGCCGACCCGGAGAGUCGUAUGCGAGAUCUGACGCCGGGUCUUUCUCAGACGGACAAUCUGGAUCAUAUGGCCCCGAACGUACCACCACGGCGGAACAGGAAAGACAACUCAUCGGUUCUUUGGUGGACUCGUAUGGCUUCAAACAAGACGGGCUGGUCAAAAAGACAAUGAGCGUAACCGUGCAAGGCGUCACCCAUCACCUGGUGUCUUACUAUCAUGUGAACGAUGUCCUGUCGAACCAACUGCGAACUCCAAGCCAGACGGAAAACCUGCAGUACAUUCGGCCGCGUGCAGAACUGACCACCAAGCAAAGCUUUCGGUCCCCAAUCGAGGAUGUUGACGAGCUGGAUAAUGCUCCCGCUCCGUAUAAUUAUCGCGUCAAUCCAGCAGGCUACAUUCAAGAUUACAACAAGCAGCAGUACUACUUACCCCAGAACUUCCCCCCGAUGCCGCAGCAGGCCGGUGCUCCUCCUUAUGGGAUGGGAGUACCCUCCAUGCCGACACCUUACCUGCAGUCACCCGUGACCACGCCUCAUUUGCAGCAGCAAAGGAACGACUACGGCCAGUACGACCAGUCGGCAUAUAAUCGAACUUAUGAUUCGUUGAAUAACUCCAUUCCCUCGUCAUCAAAGUCCAUUCCGGCGACUCCAACGACCAUGCCUUCAAUGAUAUCCGAUCGAGGCCAAUCUCAGCCAAGCAUGUAUCCUCCGAUAAAUAUGCAACGACCGAUCAACAACUUGAGCCCUGUGUCAGCGGAUCCCCGAAAUCCUGUGCCAUACCGACCGAGCCCGUACCCGGUCAAUACGAGUCCCGCGCAGAUGGAUCACACCCGUCAGAGCCAGCCUUCUCCCCAUGAGAUGAAGUAUGACGAUCGCCGGGAUUCAGGGAAACCGCAAUCUCAGCUAUAUCAAAGCCCGAGACAACCGUAUUAUCAGGAUGGAGCGGGGCAACCUAUUGCUCCGCCGCCAUAUCCUCAGCAGCCUCAAAUGGGUCAGUGGGCCGGGCAAAAUCCUACUCAACAAUAA